GAGUUUGAUCUGCAAGAACUUAUGAUAAGAAUCUGCUAUGGGGCAUCUCAGCUUAGAGAAGAAAUGGCUAUUUCCUCUUGGGAUAAGUUCUGUAAUAUGUAUAUUCCUCCUUGCUACUUCCUUCAACAUGGGACUAAUCUCUUCUGUUCACACAAUCAAUUCAAUCUUCUCAAUGUUUCCAUCUCCAAUGGCCACAAACCAAACGGACCCAGCGUUGUUUGCCGAGAGGAAAAUUGGGAGGUUACCACAGUCUCCGCCACCGCCGAACCCUGCAUUUAUGAUUCCACGGUUUGCUUACCUGGUUUCAGGAUCAAAAGGCGACUUAGAGAAGCUGUGGAGAACUCUCAAAGCAGUUUACCAUCCAUUGAAUCAAUACGUUGUUCAUUUGGACCUGGAGUCACCUGCAACGGAGAGAUUGGAGCUUGCUUCAAGAGUGGCAAAUGAGUCCAUUUUUGCUGAGAUUGGGAAUGUUUUCAUGAUCACCAAAGCAAAUAUGGUUACUUACAGAGGGCCAACAAUGGUGGCUAAUACUCUCCAUGCUUGUGCUAUUCUUCUCAAGAGAAGCAAUGACUGGGAUUGGUUUAUCAACCUUAGUGCCUCAGACUACCCUCUCAUCACUCAAGACGAUCUUCUGCACACAUUCUCACCACUAGAUAGAAAUUUGAACUUCAUUGAACACACAAGCAAGUUAGGAUGGAAAGCGGCUAAACGAGCCAUGCCAUUGAUGAUAGAUCCUGGAUUAUACAAAACAACCAAAUCAGAUGUUUUUUGGGUCAACCCAUCACGAGCUCUUCCUACAGCAUUCAAGUUAUUCACUGGAUCGGCAUGGAUGGUUCUGUCUCGUUCAUUUGUGGAGUAUCUCAUCUGGGGUUGGGACAACCUUCCUAGAACACUUCUCAUGUACUACACAAACUUUGUUUCUUCCCCAGAAGGCUACUUCCACACUGUAAUCUGCAAUGAGCCUGAGUUUGCAAAAACUGCAGUUAACCAUGACUUGCAUUACAUCUCUUGGGACGUUCCGCCGCGACAGCAUCCCCAUGCCCUCACCAUUAACGACACAGAAAAGAUGAUAGCCAGCGGCGCUGCCUUUGCUCGGAAGUUUCGGCAAGACAACCCUGUGCUGGACAAGAUUGAUCAAGAGCUACUAGGACGUUAUGAUAAAGGGAGUUUUACCCCUGGCGGAUGGUGCUCUGGGAAACCAAAAUGCACAAAAGUUGGAAACCCAUUGAAGAUCAAGCCAGGACCAGGAGCUAAGAGGCUUCGCCGCCUCACAACAAAGCUAACUUUGGCUGCUAAAUUAGGUCAAGAUCAGUGUAAAUAGUCUUAGCUAGAAGAAAUAUUGAUCCAUGAAGAAGGUAGAAGAUAAAAAGUUUGGAAUUCUUGUUCCCACGUCACUCAUCAUUCUCUGAUAAAUAGUUGUUAUCGUUUGGAUAACAUUCUUGUUUGUUGUUUCUCAUUCAGUUCAUUGUUUCUCAUUUAAGUGAGAAACAAACAUGUUUUUUAAUGACUUUUAUUAUAUUCACUUCAUGUGUAAAGAAACAUAAACAGGUUUCACAAAUUUAAAAUAAGUAAUGAAAAUGUCAUCAAAGGAACGCAAGUUAAUUCUAUCUAGUAA
Messenger RNA from Cucumis sativus (cucumber), 1615 nucleotides. Its product is annotated as beta-glucuronosyltransferase GlcAT14B. Gene Ontology annotation, molecular function: glucuronosyltransferase activity. Gene Ontology annotation, cellular component: membrane. The coding region runs from base 38 to 1321 and encodes 427 amino acids. The transcript is spliced from 4 exons. The record is from RefSeq and is a predicted model, not a curated record. NCBI's taxonomy places the organism in Eukaryota, Viridiplantae, Streptophyta, Magnoliopsida, Cucurbitales, Cucurbitaceae.